Molecule: messenger RNA, 2465 nt
Organism: Neltuma alba
Lineage: Eukaryota; Viridiplantae; Streptophyta; Magnoliopsida; Fabales; Fabaceae
Product: serine/threonine-protein kinase Nek6
Exons: 13
Coding region: 451-2379 (642 amino acids)
Biological process (GO): protein phosphorylation; microtubule-based process
Cellular component (GO): cortical microtubule
Molecular function (GO): ATP binding; protein serine/threonine kinase activity
Source: RefSeq, a predicted model, not a curated record
UUGUCUUUCCACCUGUCUCUCUCUGUCUUCCCCUCUUGGUUCUUUUUGGGGUAAGUCAUCAAGCUUUCAUUUUUUUUUUCUCGGCAGCGCAAUAUUCUGCUUUUGCCUAGUCAAGCCUUGCCUCUCUCUCCUCAGAAGGUUGUUUAGGAUCAUAACUACGGAAUUUAGCUUUACUCGCAUUUAUGCCCCUUCUGCAUGUGAAACCCUUUAAUAGGUGCAGGAACCUAUUCAGGAGUGUCCGAACUCGUUCUCAUGCGAUAGUUGCUUUCCCUAAUUAAUGCUCUUCAAUCGACCGGUUGCCUUUAAUUAGCCCGUCUGGAUUGAACACAGAGCUAGAGGACAAGGUUGGUGAGCCUUCGCCACAGAAUUGUUGCUCUGCUGCGUCAAUUGGAUUUGCAGCAAUUAGGAUCUGCAGCUUCACCGUCUGUCUGCCCGCUUUUGGAGCUUUCCAUGGAGACCGAUAAUGGUGACCCCAGGUCCAAGAUGGAAGACUAUGAAGUGAUUGAGCAAAUUGGCAGAGGGGCAUUCGGCUCCGCUUACCUUGUUCUCCAUAACUCUGAGAAUAAGAAGUAUGUGUUGAAGAAGAUUCGCUUGACCAAGCAAACCGAGAAAUUCAAGCGAACAGCGCACCAAGAGAUGAACCUGAUUGCAAAACUAAAUAACCCAUAUAUUGUGGAGUACAAAGAUGCUUGGGUAGAGAAGGGGGAGUAUAUAUGCAUUGUAACUGGCUAUUGUGAAGGAGGUGACAUGGCUGAGAACAUAAAGAAAGCUCGGGGAUCAUUUUUUCCUGAGGAGAAGGUCUGCAAAUGGCUCACUCAGUUGCUGAUAGCUGUGGACUACUUGCACUCUAAUCGUGUGCUCCAUAGAGAUCUUAAGUGUUCCAACAUAUUUCUCACCAAAGAUAACGACAUUCGUCUUGGUGACUUUGGUCUGGCAAAGCUGCUUAACACGGAAGACCUUGCUUCCUCGGUUGUUGGAACUCCGAACUAUAUGUGUCCUGAGCUACUUGCAGAUAUACCCUAUGGUUAUAAAUCUGAUAUAUGGUCACUUGGAUGCUGCAUGUUUGAAAUUGCAGCACAUCAACCAGCAUUUCGUGCUCCUGAUAUGGCUGGGCUUAUCAAUAAAAUAAAUAGGUCCUCCAUUUCUCCAUUGCCUAUUGUUUAUUCUUCCACCUUGAAACAACUCAUAAAGAGCAUGCUCAGGAAAAACCCUGAACAUAGACCGACAGCAGCUGAGUUGUUAAGGCACCCUCUUUUACAACCAUAUGUUCUCCGAUGUCGUAAUGCAUCAUCUAAUGUUCUUCCAGUGUAUCCCAUAGUCAAUUCAAAGGAUAAAACAAAGAGGUCUUAUAAAUCUGGUGGCAGAAAAGAACGUAAGGACAAAGAAUUGGGAUUACAAAAUCUUUUGAUUAGGAUUCAUCCAUUUCAGGGAAAUGAAGAUAUGCCUAAGAACGGCAAGCAAUCAGUCUCAAGCAGUGCAGAAGACAUCCUUCAGACCAAGCUGGUUGAUCCUACCAGCUUCAUAACUGAAUCAUCUACUAGUAUCAGUGGCUCGAAGGAUGGAUCAACAACAUCUGAAUCAACCAUUUGCAGCAUGGGCAAGGAAGCAGACUAUAAAAGCAUACCUACAAGGGAGACAACUGACAAUGAAAUUACGUCAGAGGGUAUCCCAGUUCCUAAGCAUGAAGAACAAGUAGUUGCUGCUGAACAACGAAAAUCAGAAGGGGUUGACAUGAUUGCAGGGACCACGGAAGUUGAGGAUGCUUUUCCUAAUGGAGAUUACGAUAAAGCUGAAGUGCGGAGAGAUGUCAAUCUUGAGGACUUCAGGAAAUCAACAGCUUCAAGCGAAGGAAGCACUGAUAAAGGUGGGUCUCUUGAUGAGGAAUUGUCACCACCAGCGUUGCAGCCUAGCAGUAAGGUUGAAGAUGACCCUGAAUCGGGAGGAGUCUACUUACAGAAGAGGGAAGGCCCAGAUGCAUUUACAGAAGGCUCCCAUAUGUGCUUAUCUUCUGAGACUAAUGAUACCGUGGCAGCUAAUGAUGAAGGCGGAGAAAAGCCACACGACCUGAGUUGCUCCAGGCAUAAAGAAAAUGAUAGUGCUUGUGUGGUUGAUCAGACACCAAGUGACAAUUCAUUGAGUACAAUUACUGCAAGAGGGGGUGAUGAAGCCAAGAGCGAGUUGGAUAGUUCCUGCCAGGAAAGAGCUCAUGCUCUAGAGACCCUACUUGAAUUAUGUGCUGAGCUACUCAAGCAAGACAAACUCGAAGAGCUUGCCGGCGUGCUGAGACCAUUUGGGCCGGAAGCCGUCUCUUCCAGAGAGACGGCAAUAUGGUUGACAAAGAGCCUCAUGUCUGCACAAAAACUCAAUCCUGAAACCUAAUUCGUGAGAGGUGAUCUUCAUUAAUUAAUUUAUACAUUAAUGUAAGAGAUGUGUAUUUUCGGAUGUAACACGAGGUUUUUUUUCCC